This is a messenger RNA of Condylura cristata (star-nosed mole), 7424 nucleotides long. It is a transcript of the gene TACC1, whose product is annotated as transforming, acidic coiled-coil containing protein 1. The record is from RefSeq and is a predicted model, not a curated record. Gene Ontology annotation, cellular component: cytoplasm. Bases 251 to 2704 code for a protein of 817 amino acids. Gene Ontology annotation, biological process: cerebral cortex development; mitotic spindle organization; cell population proliferation. The transcript has 15 exons. Lineage: Eukaryota; Metazoa; Chordata; Mammalia; Eulipotyphla; Talpidae.
CUGCCUCUGGAACAAACCAAAACGUAAAAAACAUCCUUUCCCGCUACCCAAGCACCGAACUCAGAGACCAUCUCUCUUCACGUCGGUGAGCUCCACGCCUGCCCUCCCUUUCCUUCCGUGGAGCCCCACCCUGACCGGCAGCACCGGGCUUCCCAAGGAGAGCUGAUGGGUCCUCUGUAGCAGGUGGUGCAGAAGGCAACGAGAAACGACCCUGGAGACCCCCCACCAAAGAGGCGCGGGAGCCGGAGGAAUGGCGUUCAGCUCUUGGCAGAUCCUGUCCCCCGUGCAGUGGGCGAAAUGGACGUGGUCUGCGGUGCGCGGCGGGGGCGCCGGAGAGGACGAGGCCGGAGGGCCCGAGGGCGACCCCGAGGAGGAGGACUCGCAAGCCGAGACCAAAUCCUUGAGUUUCAGCUCGGAUUCUGAAGGUAAUUUUGAGACCCCUGAAGCAGAAACUCCCAUCAGAUCUCCUCUCAAGGAAUCCUGUAAUUCAUCACUAGGAUCGACACCACCGGGGGCCAAAACCCAAGAAUCACAAGAAACAGAUGAACAACUGGUAGCAGAAGUGGUUGAAAAAUGUUCCUCUGAGACUUGUUCUAUAUCCUCAGAAAAUGAGGUACCCCAGCAGGUUAUUGGUUCUUACUCAGUCAAGGAUUUCAAAGAACCUGAACAUGAUAUGAGCAAAAUUUCAGUAGUGAGGCCAUUUUCAAUAGAAAUCAAGAAUUCCACAGACAUCCCAGCAACUCUUGGAACAAAAGCAGCCUGUGGUUAUGUAACUGAAGUCUCAGGCGAGGCUUUGCCCUCCUCCAUGCCAGAAGCCAUCCAGGACAAGGCAAUGACAGAAGACACCAUGGGGGUUACCCUGAAGGCUUCCACAGAGGCUGACCUAAAAGCCAGCAACUCCUGUCUAGAACCUGUGCCCAGCAGAAGCAAACUAAGAAAGCCCAAACCCAUCUCCCUGAGGAAAAAAGCAAGCAGCUGUGAGUUGUCAGAAAUGGAAGUUACUCUGGAGGGCACGCCUCUCCCCCAGACAUCCUGUCAGUUCAGUGCCGAAGAAGUGAGUGGGAGCACAAAUUCUCCUUUGCUAGGAAGUGCCAGGAUCCAGAAAUCUCCCCCUGAUGUCAAGGAAGCAUCCAGGGCUCUCACCACUGACACCAAUGAUUCAGGAGUAGAGCUGCUAGAGGAGUCAAGAAGCUCACCUCUGAAACUUGAGUUUGAUUUCACAGAAGAUGUGGAAAAUAUUGAGUCCAGGAAAACCAUUCCAAGAAAACUUGGAAGGAAACUGGGUAACAAGUUGAACCCCAAGAUACAAAAAGAUGGUGUCAGUAAGCCAUUAGGAGCUAAAGAUACAGAACAACUUCCAGCUCCAGAAGAAGUCCCUCUCUCCCCACCACCUUCUAAGCUGGAUCCCAAUCAGUGGGAUAACCCCAACUUCAAUCCCUUUGGGGGUCACUCCACUCUGCAAAACUCCCCACCCCUCACCUCUAAAGGCUCCUACCACUUUGACCCAGACAACUUUGACGAGUCCUCGGAUCCCUUUAAGCCAACUACAUCUUUACCAAGCAGUGACUUUUGUUCUGCAGCUAACCAUGUUAAUGAGAUCUUAGAGUCACCCAAGAAGGCAAAGUCGCGUUUAAUAACGACUACUGAACAAGUGAAAUUUCUCUGUUUUCUGUUGAGUGGCUGUAAGGUGAAGAAGUAUGAAACUCAGUCUCUUGCUUUGGAUGGGUGUGCUCAGGAUGAAGAAGCAGUGAUCUCCCAGAUUUCAGACAUUUCUAAUAGGGAUGGCCAUGCUACUGAUGAGGAAAAACUGGCGUCCACUUCUUCGGGUCAGAAAUCAGCUGGGGCCGAGGUGAAAGGUGAGCCAGAGGAAGACCUGGAGUACUUUGAAUGUUCCAAUGUUCCUGUGUCUACCAUAAAUCAUGCGUUUUCAUCCUCAGAAGCAGGUAUAGAGAAAGAAUUGUGCCCGAAGAUGGAAAAAGAUGGAUCGGCUGCCGUUCCUGGGCUGUUGGAGUCCCAAAUUGAGAAGGCCCCCGUGUCUGUGGCCUGUGGAGGUGAGAGCCCUCUGGAUGGAAUCUGCCUCAGUGAGUCAGAUAAGACUGCUGUGCUUGCCCUGAUAAGAGAGGAGAUAAUCACUAAGGAAAUUGAAGCAAAUGAGUGGAAGAAAAAAUAUGAAGAAACCCGACAAGAAGUUUUGGAGAUGAGGAAAAUUGUGGCUGAAUAUGAAAAGACUAUCGCCCAAAUGAUUGAAGAUGAACAAAGGACAAAUAUGACUUCCCAGAAGAGCUUCCAACAGCUUACCAUGGAGAAGGAACAGGCCUUAGCUGACCUUAACUCUGUGGAAAGGUCUCUCUCUGAUCUCUUUAGGAGAUAUGAGAACCUAAAAAGUGUUCUGGAAGGGUUCAAGAAGAAUGAAGAAGCCUUGAAAAAGUGUGCUCAAGAUUACUUAGCCAGAGUUAAACAAGAGGAACAACGAUAUCAAGCCCUGAAAAUUCACGCAGAAGAAAAAUUAGACAAAGCCAAUGAAGAGAUUGCUCAGGUUCGAACAAAAGCAAAGGCUGAGAGUGCAGCUCUCCAUGCUGGACUCCGGAAAGAGCAGAUGAAAGUGGAGUCCCUGGAAAGGGCCCUUCAACAGAAGAACCAAGAAAUCGAAGAACUGACGAAAAUCUGUGAUGAACUGAUUGCAAAGCUGGGAAAGACUGAUUGAGUUUCCCCGUUAGCUCGGCAGAUUUGCAUUUGGCUGCUUCUUGUGACCACAAUUAUCUUGCCUUAUCCAGGAAUAAUUGCCCCUUUGCAGAGAAAAGAAAAAAAAAAAAGUCUAAAAAAAAGCACAUGCCUACUGCCGCCUGUCCCGCUUUGCUGCUGAUGCCACAGCCCUGGAAGGACUCUGAAGUGUCGCACAGUCUCAGAGGAGUGGAUCUGACAGUGCUAGAGUCUCGCAAUUCUGUCAACAGUUCAGAUGGCCAGGCUGCUGCGUGUGGGUUUGUGAUUUCUCUAUCUUCGGUUUGUUCUGGGUCAUCUUUACUUUUGAAAGUGCAUUGAGUUUGUGACUUUUGUGGUUACUUGGGGUCAUUGCAUAUCUACCACCUGUCUGAUUUUGUUUUGUAACAUAUUUAAUCCUUUAUCUUUUAUUUUUAAUAUUAAUGGUUUUACUUAAUUUGACUUGUUACUUCCAGUUAGAAACAAGGACUCUUGAAUGCCCAUUUAUACACAGACACACAUAUCUGUAUAUGCCACUAGGUUUUUCCUGUGGCAUAAUUAAGAAUUUUACAGUAGGACCUAUUUCCAUAAAUGUAAAACCCUGUUAUGAAAUAGAAUCCUGGCUUCAGGAUGCCAAUUUCAAAUUUAGGAGAUUGAAGAUGGGGAGACCCCAGAUUCAUGUCUCUCAUGACUCAGGUUUUGCAUCUGGGGAAGAUUGUGCCCUCCUGUCUUGUUGCCCUGGUAUGUGGACACUCCUCCGUUGUGAGGAGACUGGCCCUUUUGGCUUCGGUCCCCAGAUUGAAAGUUUUCCACUUUCCACACAAAGCAACAUGGGGUUCUCUCAGAGCUAGGGUUUGACAAGUCUAUCCUGGAGCGGCUAGUCUGCUAAGCUUCCAUUUGUUGCUACAAAAUCCACAUUUACUGUUUAUUUUCUUCUUAUUUGAAAUAUGCAAAGAAAAUCUUGUAAAAGGUUUAGACGAUCUUAUUUAAUUAAAAUGUCACUGUAACCCCAUUAGCAAUCAUAGGGUGAAGGAACAGUUGGAAUUUUCUAAGUGUAAUGCAUUAUUCUUAGAUGUUUUCUUUUUAAAGGCAAAGAGUCCUUUCAAACUUGAGAUACUAAACUCUAUAACAAAGAAGGCAAGGAAUAUGUGAACCACUCCAAAUAAUCAGCACAUUUUAAAUAUUUUUAAACAAAGACCAUUUGAAUACUGGAGGAGGGGCAUAAUCACUUAACCAAAUUCCUUAAGCUCUUACUGGACUUGGUCCAGAAUGGUGGGGGCAUUAACCCCAAGAUGGAAAUUUCCCAUAUAAUGCAGUGAAUUUCCUUCCAUUUGAUAGGCAAAACCAAAUCCAUGCAAGUGUUGUAAAGCACUCUUUUGUCUUAAUCUUACACCCUGAAAGUCUUCAUGGUGACAUGCACUACAUUCAGUACAAGUAAGUUUUCGUACCUUUCUUGUAAAACUAUUGCAUGAUUCAACUUCAGCAACUGAAUUGUGCCUAGUGGAGAACCUCUAUAGAUCUUUAACAAUGAGUUUUUCUUUAACCGUGUAUUCACAUGGGUGCAAUCUUUAGCCCCAGAGAGGUCAAUAAUGUCUUUUAAAGCCAGAAGUCACGUUUUACCAGUAUGAUUUAUCAUAAUUGGUGCUUAGGCUAUAUUUGAAAGCCUUUUGUCUUAACAUUUUGUAUGAAAAAGAACAACAGAAGUGAUCUGUGUUUGGAGGUGACUGGACAAUCAUUUGGCCUUUGAAAGCAGUCACUGUGGUUUAAUGUGAAUGCUGUACUGUAGUCAGAGUAUCCAUGGAAUAUAAGUGUCUCCAACUGGCGUAAGUGAUUUCUUUUUCAGUCCUCCACUACUAGGAAAAUUAGGAUUUUAUGCUAAGAAUCCUUGCUAAACCUUUUUGCUGCUGUUUUGGUGGAAUGCCCAUGUUUUCUUAUUUUAUGUUGACUGGUUCUAAGCAUGAAGACAUUUAUAAUGGUCCUCAUUAUGAGCCCAUUGCUUUUUUAAAGCAUCUUGUGUGGGGGAGAAAAAGUAACUAUGUGUUAAAACAGAGGUGAUGGACAAUCCUUCCCUAACUCACAGGUAGAAGAGACCCUUAGUGAAUGAAGUUUCCGCACAAAGAAUAUGAAACUUAAGUAAUACUUGCCUCUGGCUCAGCCUUGAUAAUUACAAGGAAAUAUUUGCUCUUUAUUCCAAUUUAAUAAAUGGAUAUUAUCCAGCAAGAAUAAAUGGAUAUUAUACAGCUGGCAAAUCAGUAGGAUACUGAGCAGAAUGAAGUACAUGUUCAUUUUCUGGCAAAUCAGUAGGAUACUGAGCAGAAUGAAGUACAUGUUCAUUUUCUUUAAAAACAAACUAUAGAAAGCUCCUUUAGAGUGUAAGAACUUUAAAGUGUAAGAACUGUCUAGAAUUUGGUAUCAAAGCACGUGAAAACUAAACUUACUGGUUAGGCACUAUUGGUUACUACUAUUGGCUAGUACUAACAAUCGUUAGUAAAUUCAGUUACAAAAGUAUGAAGGGGCCAAGAGAGUGAUUUGGGGAGUAAUCUGUGAUCUUGUUGAGAUUUUGGAUCCAGAGACAUUUCUUAAGAUUCUGACUGCAAAAGUGUGUAUAAAUUAUAUGCAGGUGUUUUAAUUGGAGGAUUUAAUGUAAGACCAAACAGUUUGUCACUAGGUUAGCUGGUCAGUUACAGUCAGAGCUCCAGGAUGUGCUUUAAUUGGAGAAGGUCCUGAAAGCCAGUGACCUGCCCAAACCUUCUGUUCUGUAAACUCGUCUGGAAAUAUUGAGAAGCCCCAUAUUUUCAUGUGGUUUUUAGCUUCUUCAAACCCAUCCAAAUUGGGAAGUGCAGAAGCACAUGAUGGUGAAAAACUGAGGGCAUGGCAGCCUUCCAGAAGGAUAUGGAAUCUAAGGGAAGAUUUACUUUUCAUUUGGUAGGACACCUCAAGUUGAAUUUUUUUUCUAGCCUGUUCCCCCUUUUGCCUGCCCCACACUUCAUACAAUUCUUACACAAAUACUUCAGUAUUUAUAAGUAGCCCUGAGUCAGAACUGUCUAAACUGCCCCAGAUGUCCAUGGGCUGACUAAAAGCAGCCCGAGUGAAGCCCUUAUUUUGAUAAAUACUAACAAGGGGCUUGGUGGUAGAUUUAAAACUCAAAAUGAAGAUGUUUGAAGAAUAAGAUUUGCUGAGUCUUAUGUACACUAGUUAUGGUGAAUCAGCACAUCUUGAUGGAGUAAAGAGCUCAAACCCGCCACUACCCCCUCCCCACCCCCGUUUCUGUCUGGUUUCCCACUGUGAUUGGUAACCACCUCAUGAGCUGUCCACAGCUGUUGUCCUGUCUCUGUUAUUUUACAUCCUCUGCGUCUGCUCUCGGACUUGGGAUUCUUACUUCAUCCUUCUUGUAGGAAGAGAGAAACCAGGUAUUGAAAGGUUAAAUGAUUCAAGCAAAAGAUUUUAAAGUAAAGACAUAUAUAUAUAUUCUGAAGAAUUUAAAAGAUGAUAGAUUAUUAUUUGCUUAUUAAAAGUCUGGAAAUCCCAGAAUGUCAAAUCAAAGGUCUAAGAAGUCUUCUUCACUAACUUUUAUAAAGAAGUAUUUAAGGAGACUUCUGUGCAAAAAGGUUUGACUGACCUCUGGAUUCUAGUCAUUUUUAAAAAGCAAUUUAUCAUCACACCUUGAGUCUCCCAUAUAGUAAAGGAAAAGGAAUUGAUAUAUUAGACAUGACUAAGGAUCUCCUCUGGAAGAUAAAUAAUGCCAGCAUAUCCAGUGAAGACCCAUUCCCUAGUGCCCAGAGUUAGCAUUCUGGAGACUAAAGAUUGCACUUUUUGUAGUUUUUCGUCCAAAUGCAAUCCCAUUUCUGUGCCUCUUAGCAUGCAAUUAGAUUGGGAUAAACAAGAUUCCUAAGGAAUGACUAUUAACUAUAAUAUGGUUACAGCUAUUACAUAAAUGUGUGUGUGUGUGUGUGUGUGUGUGUGUAUAAAUAUAUAUAUUCUGGUUAUAGUUCUAAUAUGGAGAUGUAUGCGAUGCUGGCCUGUGGCAGUCUGUAUAAUGCUUUAAAUCCUUUGGAGGAGGCCAGGCUUGGAGCUGAGGUGUGGUUGGAACUUUCCCUAAGUAUUGAUUCUUUAUUCAGGAAGUAUAAAGAUGCCACUUUCUCCCCUUCUGCCUUGUUGUGGUAUCUGAAACAUACUCCAAAAGAGUAUUCCCUUCUCUCGUUAUUAACCACGAUUCUAUAUUUAUGAAUAAUUUUUAUAAGUGGACAUAAAAAAAUUUGAACCCCAAAACGCCCAGGCCAGCUACAGGGCCAGAGUCUGUAGAUUCCCACACCCCAGUUUCAGCUAGGGCCAUCUCACCCACCAAGACAGGAUGCAGGCAUUUCUUUAAGUCUCAGAGGUAGCAGUAAACUCUUCAGUGUUGCUGUUAGCAAGUGUGUGUUUGCCAGUAGAUAUUCAUGUGUACUAAUGUGCCAACCAGUGAACGUUGACUGCACAUUUUCCACUGUGUUCCUACGGGUGCCAUGAAGCGUGUGAGGAGCCUCUCAUCUAGAGGAAUGAUCACUGCAUUGACUACUGCUGUCAGGAUUGUGUUGUGUGAAAUAAUCAUCUACAUAAUUUUUAUAUGCACAGUAAUUUCCCUUUUAUAUGUCAGGUAAAUAUUUGUAAAAGUUAUACUCACACAAAUGAAAUUAUUAUAAUGAUUACUAAUAUAUUUUUUCCAUGUUUCAUUGCCUGAAUAAAAACUG